UCUGCUUUGCUUGCACAGAGGCUUCCAGAGUGGAGUGAAGAAUGGCUGUGGAACAUGUACAAGGCUCCAGCAAGGGAUUUGUGAUAUUCAGGGAUGUGUCUAUAGACUUUUCUGAGGAAGAGUGGGAAUGCCUGGAUUCAACUCAAAGGAAUUUGUACAAAUAUGUAAUGUUGGAGAAUUACAGCAACCUGGUCUCAGUCGGAAUUUGCAUUCCCAAGCCAGAUGUGAUCUCUUUAUUGGAGCAAGGGAAGGAGCCUUGGAGUGUUUUUGACGGUGAGCUGACAAGGGGCCCGUACCUAGAAGAGGAAACUGAGACACAAAAACUUGAAGUAACUUGUCCAAAGCCAACAACUAAAUAUAAAUCUAGAUGUGAGAACAAGGAAUUAUCUCUGAAAAAGGAUAACUAUAAAAUAGAUUCAUCCCAAUGGGUUAUAAUGGAAGAAUUUACAAAGCAUGGACUUAAACAGGGAUCUCAGAAAAGACAUUUUAGCCACAUCUCUGAACACAUGCCCCCUUUCAGUCAGCAUACAUCUCUUCCUCUACAUCAAACAUUUAAUACCAAAGGGAAAUCUUAUGAAUGCCAAAAAUAUAAAAAUGCCUAUGGACAGGGUUCAAAAUUCAUUACACAGCAAGAAGGCCAUACUGGCAAGAAAGUCUAUGACCAUAAGGAAUAUCGGAAGGGCCUUAGUAGAACUUCAAAAGUUAGUUCAUAUCAUUCAAUGCAUGUUGAUAUGAGACCCUAUGAAUGUGAGGAAUGUAGUAUGUCUUUGAAUAAUGGCUCAGACUUUAUACAACACCAGAUAAUUCUUACUAGGGAGAAAUCUAAUGAAUUUAAGGAAAGCAAGAAGGCCUUUACUAAUGCCUCACAGUUUUUUCUACAUCAUAGCAUUCAUACAAGUGAGAAGCCCUUUAAAUGUAAGGAAUGUGUUAGAGAAUUUAGUAAUGGUACAGCCCUUAUUCGUCAUCAGAGGAUUCAUACUGGUGAAAAGCCCUAUGAGUGUAAUGAAUGUGGAAAAGCUUUUAGUACUAGUUCAAUUUUUAGAGUACAUCAGAGGAUUCAUACAGGUGAGAAACCCAAUGAGUGUAAAGAAUGUGGAAAAGCCUUUCGUCAUUCCUCAUACCUUACCCAACACCAAAGAAUUCAUACUGGUGAGAAACCUUAUAAAUGUAAGUACUGUGUUAGGGCAUUUAGUAAUGUUUCAGCCUUUAUUCGGCAUCAGAGGAUUCACACUGGUGAGAAACCCUAUGAAUGUAAGGAAUGUGGAAGAGCCUUUAGUACUGGCUCAAUACUUACAGCACAUCAAAGAAUUCACUCAGGUGAGAAACCCUAUUUAUGUAAGGAAUGUGGGAAGGCCUUUCGUCAGUCUUCAGACCUUACUCAACAUCAGAGAAUUCAUACUGGUGAGAAACCCUACAAAUGUAAGGAAUGUGGAAGGGCCUUUCGUCGUUCAUCAGAACUUUCUCGACACAAGUUAAUUCAUGGUGAUGAGAAACUGUAUGAAUGUAAGGAAUGUGGAAAAAUCUUGAGUAGAGAUUCAAUACUUAUACAACAUCAGAAAAUUCACACUGGUGAGAAAGCCUGGGAAUGUAAUGAAUGUGGGAGAGUUUUUACUUGUGCAACAUACCUGACCCGGCAUCAGCGAAUUCAUACUGGUGAUAAACCAUAUACUUGUAACAAAUGUGGAAAAGCCUUUCUUCGUUCUUCAGACCUUAUUCUGCAUCAAAGAAUUCAUACUGGUGAGAAACCCUAUGAGUGUAAGGAAUGUGGGAAGGCUUUUGCAAGAGGCUCAAAUCUUAAUCGCCAUCAAAAAGUUCAUACGGGUGAGAAACCCUAUGAGUGUAAAGAAAGUGGGAAAACCUUUAGUAGUAGCUCUGCCAUUAGACAGCAGAGGAUUCAUACUGGUAAGAAACCCUUUGAAUGUAAGGAAUGUAGAAAGGCCUUUCAUUGUUCCUCAGACCUUUCUCAACAUCGGAGAAUUCAUAAUGGUGAUCAUUUUCCUGAGAAAUCCUAUGAAUGUAAAGCAUGCAGAAAAUACUUUAUCCAUGGCUUUCAACUUUCUGAACAUCAGAAAGUUCAUUUUGAUGAAAAAUUCUAUGAAUGUAAAGAGUGUGGAAAGGCCUUUAUUCGAGGCUCAGAACUUAUUUACAAUCAGAGAAUUCAUGUUAAGAAACCCUAUGAAUGUAAGGAGUGUGGAAAAGCCUUUAUUUGUGCCUCACAGCUUACUUAUCAUCAAAGAAUUCAUACUGGGGAGAAACCUUAUAAAUGUAAAGAAUGUGGGAAGGCCUUUAUUCGUGGCUCUCAUCUUACACAGCAUCAAAGAAUUCAUACUGGUGAAAGACUCUAUGAAUGUAAUGAAUGUGGUAAGGCCUUUUUUCGUGGCUCUCAACUUACUUACCAUCAGAGAGUUCAUACUGCAGAGAAACCCUAUCAAUGUAAAGAAUGUGGAAAAGCCUUUAUUCGUGGCUCCCAACUUACUGAACAUCAGAGAAUUCAUACAGGUGAGAAACCCUAUGAAUGUAAGAAAUGUGGGAAAGCUUUUAGUUAUGGCUCACAGCUUACUCUACAUCACAGACUUCAUACUGGUGAAAAACCCUAUAAAUGUAAAGACUGUGAGAUGUCCUUUAUUCGUGGCUCACAACUUACUGAACAUCAGAGGAUUCAUACAGGUAGGAAACCACAUGAAUGCAAGCAAUGUGGAAAGGCCUUUAACUAUGGCUCACAACUUAUUCGACAUCAGAGGAUUCAUACUGGUGAGAAACCGUAUGAAUGUCAAGAAUGUGGGAAAUCAUUUAUUCGUGGCUCACAACUUACAGAACAUCAAAAAAUUCACACUGGUGAAAAACCUUUUGAAUGUAAGGAAUGUGGGAAAGCCUUUAUUCGUGGCUCACAUCUUACUCAGCAUCAGAGAAUUCAUACUGGUGAAAAACCCUAUGAAUGUAAAGAGUGUGGGAAGGCCUUUAUUUAUAGCUCACAACUGACUCAACAUCAGAGAAUUCAUACAGGUGAGAAUCCCUGUGAAUGUAAGCAGUGUGGUAAGAUCUUUAUUUGUGCCUCACAACUUACUCUACAUCAGAUUUCUCAUUCUGAUAGGAAACCAUAUGAAUGUAAAGAAUGUGGUAAGGCUUUUAUUCGUGGCUCACAGCUAACUUACCAUCAGAGAGUUCAUACUGGUGAGAAGCCUUAUGAAUGUAGUGAAUGUGGGAAAGCCUUUAUUCGUGGUUCACAUCUCACUCAGCAUCAGAGAAUUCAUACUGGUGAGAAACCGUACAAAUGUAAUGAAUGUGGCAAGGCCUUUAAUCGUGGCUCACAGCUUACUCAACAUCAGAGAAUUCAUUCUGGUGAAAAGCCUUAUAAAUGUAAUGAAUGUGGUAAGGACUUUAGACGUCAUUCACACCUUAUUCAACAUCAUAAACUUCAUGAUUGAGAAAAACUUUAUGAAAAUACAAAUUUAUCAAAUCUUUUGUCUGCCCAGACAAAGCUUUUGUCUUCCAAAGCUGAGUGCCAUUGACACUCAGCUUUGGAAUAUCAGAUAAUUAAGAUUAUGAAAAAGGAAAUCCUUUUUUACUUUCACUGAUGGUAACUGACUAUCAGAAAAUGUAAACAAAGGCUAGAUUAAUAUAAUGGAGAAUCAGUUUCCAUCAUAUUUCAUUCUUUGUUAGACAUUGGUGAAUUCAUGCAAGAACACAACCAUAAAAUUUAGGAUUUUCUUGUUUGGCAUUGUUCUCUUAUUUACGUGAUCUGAGCUCCACCAUAGUAAAUGUGUAUUCCUUUGGGAAAGUUAGUUAACCCCUGUUGCUUUAGUUUUUUCAUUUAUAAAAGGUUAAUAUCAUUCUCAUCAUGAUUUAAGGACAUAAAUGCAUAUAAAGCCUUAAAGCAAUGUGUAAUACAUAGAAUAUACUUAAUAAACAUUAGUUAUUAUUGAAAUUUUAUGUUUAUUCAGUAUUUAAAAGUUUCCUUCUAGGCUCAAGAGUAAUUAUUUUUUUA
Molecule: messenger RNA, 3985 nt
Organism: Nyctereutes procyonoides (raccoon dog)
Lineage: Eukaryota; Metazoa; Chordata; Mammalia; Carnivora; Canidae
Product: zinc finger protein 850-like
Biological process (GO): regulation of transcription by RNA polymerase II
Molecular function (GO): RNA polymerase II cis-regulatory region sequence-specific DNA binding; DNA-binding transcription factor activity, RNA polymerase II-specific
Source: RefSeq, a predicted model, not a curated record